AUGAACACCACUGAAAUAGCGGGAGAUGGAAGCAACAGUACUGACGUCAUAGAUACAGGGCCUUGUGUGCGUUUGGUUUUCAGGAAUAUAACCAUUUUUGACUGUGAACAAUUUCCUCCCAGUCUACAACUACCUUACCGGAAGAUAACCGGCCCUCAACUCGUCCUGUGGGGCGUAGUGCUGCCUAUAAUCGGAGUGUUGGGUCUCAUCUGCAACACCCUGACCUUUAUGGUGUUGCGUCGUCAUAGUCUAAACAGCACCUUCCUCGUAUUCUUGCGCGUGCUGGUCAUCUCGGAUAUUCUUGUCGUUGUUCUCGUCCCGGCCCACAGCACCAUCGAAACCUACCUGGCAUUCUCCUUCUCGUCGAAGUUCAUCUACUUCAAGGAUAAGACUACGGCGUUCGUUCUGUUGUGCCUCCAUUACUUGGCGUCGACAUCAUUCACCUGGAACGUUUGGCUCAGCGUCGUCAUCACCGUGGACAGAUUCAUCUCUCUUUGUUUCCCGCUGCGAGCGUCCAGCAUUCGCUCAACUCACUACGCCAGGCGCACCAUUGUUUUCACCACCGUCUUUGUCGUCGCCUUCCGGAUUCCGUAUUACUUGACGACCACAGUGAUAUCUUGUGGCAUCCCGGGUUGUUACAUGUACAGUUUCACGCGAAUUGGAGAGAUGCAAUGGAACACAGUGUACCGAAAAUGGCCCACAAGUUUGGUUAACUUCAUUGUUCCUCUCUGCUUGCUGUUUGCCCUGAACGCCUGCAUCUUGUACAAGUUGAACCAGUUCGCCAGUAAGAGGAAGAUGAUGAUCUCAGGAGCUCAAGAGGACCUCAACUCGGUGUCUCACCGGAAAGAACGAGAAUGGAAUCUGGCUGUGGCCCUGGUCAUCACCGUGUUCGUUGUCUGCCAAACACCCGUUUUUGUAGAGGACUUCUUCUGGUUUGACAAUGACACCCUCGGUCAAGUGUUUGUAUUUUCCGUCAAUAUUCUGAUAGUCCUGAAUUCCUCUGUAAACAUCUUUAUAUAUACGGCCAUGGGGAAGAGUUUUCGUAAGGAACUCAUGCAGCUAAUUUCUUGUAAACCCUGA
Messenger RNA from Liolophura sinensis, 1080 nucleotides. Its product is annotated as G-protein coupled receptor daf-37-like. The record is from RefSeq and is a predicted model, not a curated record. Gene Ontology annotation, biological process: G protein-coupled receptor signaling pathway. The transcript has a single exon. Gene Ontology annotation, molecular function: G protein-coupled receptor activity. The coding region runs from base 1 to 1080 and encodes 359 amino acids. Gene Ontology annotation, cellular component: membrane. Lineage: Eukaryota; Metazoa; Mollusca; Polyplacophora; Chitonida; Chitonidae.